UAAAUAAGAAUAAUUAAGAAUCACCCCCCAACUAACUACACUAUCAAUUAGGUUUUCUCUUCACCUUUCAAAAAAUCCCUAAAUCCCUCUCAGCAACUGCAGCUUCCGCGCCGCCCUACCUCACCGCCAUGGCAUCGGAGAAGAAGCUGUCGAAUCCAAUGAGGGAAAUCAAAGUUCAGAAACUCGUCCUCAACAUCUCCGUCGGCGAGAGCGGCGAUCGUCUCACCAGAGCCGCUAAGGUCUUGGAACAGCUCAGUGGCCAAACCCCUGUUUUCUCCAAGGCAAGGUACACGGUGCGUUCUUUUGGGAUCAGGCGUAAUGAAAAAAUUGCAUGCUACGUGACAGUACGAGGUGAUAAGGCAAUGCAGCUCCUCGAGAGUGGACUGAAGGUCAAGGAGUAUGAGCUGUUGAGAAGAAACUUUAGCGAAACUGGUUGCUUUGGGUUCGGUAUUCAGGAGCAUAUCGAUCUUGGAAUUAAGUAUGAUCCUUCAACUGGUAUCUAUGGUAUGGACUUCUACGUUGUCCUAGAGCGCCCUGGCUACCGGGUUGGGCGCCGCCGCAGGUGCAAGUCCCGCGUUGGUAUCCAACACAGGGUCACGAAGGAGGAUUCGAUGAAGUGGUUCCAAGUAAAAUACGAAGGUGUUAUCCUCAACAAGGCCUCCAAUAUUGGUGCUUAAUUCUGAUCUCAGUUAUACUAGACAUUUUCAGCUGUUUUCUGUGAAUGAUCUUCAUAUUUCAUUCUACAUCAAAUUGCUUGUACUUGGGAUUUCACCCCUAAUUUAUCUUCUCAUUAUUUGGUUAUCA
Messenger RNA from Salvia hispanica, 804 nucleotides. Its product is annotated as large ribosomal subunit protein uL5. The record is from RefSeq and is a predicted model, not a curated record. Lineage: Eukaryota; Viridiplantae; Streptophyta; Magnoliopsida; Lamiales; Lamiaceae. Gene Ontology annotation, cellular component: ribosome. Gene Ontology annotation, molecular function: structural constituent of ribosome. Gene Ontology annotation, biological process: translation.